GGAAAUGCUGCGAUAAUUCCACCCUUCCUCCCCCCUCUCAUCCUACGUUCCCCCCCUCAGUCGAAGAUGUCUUUCUUCGGCUUCAAUACCGCUCUCCCGAGGGAUCGAGCCCCUCCGGGUGAUCAGAGAGGUAUAUUCGACGCUCCUGACCCGUUUGCCGAAGUCGCUCGCGCCCAAGCUGCGGGUCUUCAGGCCGACGACGAUGAUGUAAUCAAUUUUGAGGACACCUAUGAUGGUCUGGGCGAUCAGCUGGAUGAGGAUCAGGAUGAGUUCAACGACGACACGUUCGGUGGCGGAGGUGACACGAGCGGCGUCGGGAGAGACUUCGAUUUCUUCGGCAAGACCGCUCAGGUGGCAGAUGUGAUCGGGGAAGAACAGAUCCGCUACGGUCUACAGAAGCCCCCGGGACUGGUCAUGCCCCCGGCGGCGGAGGCCGCUGCUACCCUCGCAGCGGCGGAGGCGGCGGCAGCAGCCCAGAAGCCCAAGCGGUCGGGGUACGAGAAGUACGAGGACCCGGGGUAUAUCCCUGAUCUCCAGGCCAAGUCCAGUGUGUGGAGCGCGCACAAAAGGGCCGAGCCUUCGUUCCAGGGCCCAUCGCUAGCCAAGAAGAUGAUGAGCCUGGAAGAAGUGGAAGCGCAGAUGCGGCAGCAUCCUACUGCCCCUCCGCCCGGUCUGAGCCAGCCGCCCGUCUCUCUCCCGCAGCCGAUGCCCGAUCUGUCCCAUUUCCAGCAACCCCUGCAGCCCCCGCUACCGGAAGGCUUCCCGCACCUGCCCCCCGAGUUCGUGCAGGCCCAGCUGGCCAAGGGGAUCCCGCCGUCACAGUUGCUUCCGCCGCCACCGCCAAUGGUGCCGGAGCAUUUUCCUAUGCCGGGGCAUGCGCCUAACAUCCCACUGCAUCUCUUGCAGAAUGCCCAUCUUCCCCCACAGGCGAUGACUCCCCCCCCACGGCAAGCCAUGCCCCCACGGGCACAGCGCCCCUUUCCGCAGCAGCAGCCGCAGCCGCCCGUGAUUCCCCAGGGACCGCGGGCGCAGGCGAACCAGAUGCCGAUGGUCACCAACCCCCAGCAGCUGAUGCAUCUGAAUGAGGAACAGCGCAUUGCGUACCUCAUGGAGGACGCCCGGCGGGCCAAGCGCAACCACAAGAUCUUCCUGUUGUCCAAGGGCAACGGGUUGAUGACCCCGCAGGACAAGAACUUCAUCACGCGGAUCCAGCUGCAACAGCUCGUCGCCGCGGCGGGGAAUGUCGCCGAUUUUGAUUCCGAGGCGGUCUUGUCCGAGGACUUUUACUACCAGGUCUACAGCCAGAUCCGCGGAGCGCCGCGGCAGCACCCCCACCAGCCGCUGGGCCACUUUGCGCAAACGUACCUCCUACAGACCGGCAACCGCCUGGGUGGCCACGGGUCUCGACGGCACGGCAACAGCGCUGACAACCACAUGCAACGGAUGCAGCAACAGGUGCAGCGCGCAGUGGAGGCGGCCAAGCAGAAGCCCAAGAACAAGCAAUUGAUCAUUGAAGGGAGUCUGGGCAAGAUCUCAUUCGGCAACGCCAAAGCCCCCAAGCCAAUGCUGAAUAUCAAGCGGCCAGACAGCUCCGAGGGAGCCAAGACCACCAAGAAGGCCCACGCAGACCUGAGCCUCAGCGACCGCAAAUCCAUCCUCACCAACAUCGAAGGGGUCUACAGCGCCCUGAUGGAGUUGGAGGACAUGGAGCGCACGAUGCCCCCGCCGCCGGAUGAGAACGACCCGGAGGCGAUCCAGCAGCACAUGGAGUGGCGGCAGAAGGUGCGAGCCCUCAACCAGAAGCUCUGGCAGAAGCUCAAGGUCAUGGAACCGAUCGUGCCCAACACGAACCACCCGCACCCGUUCAUCGCCUUCCUCUCGUGCCCCAAGGGCAAGAAGGCGAUCCCGCGCAUCUUCCGACAGAUCGACCAGGAGCAGCGGGUGACGAUCCUGACGAUGAUCGUCGUCAACCUUGACACCUUGGACGUGGUGCGGCGGGCACAGCUGAUGCCCGGCGAGACGCAGCUGUCGCUUGCAGUGCGGGAAGCCAUCGAGCUGUUCUCGCAGGCGGUCAUGCCCAGCCUGUUGGGCUACGUGAACGAGGCGCCCUUCAACAUCAUCAUCGGACUGCUGGGUCUGAUGAUUGCGCAGACGCACGUGGAGCUGGUGGCCAAGACGCGCAUCGGGCUGGGGAUCCUGACGAUGCUGCUCAGUCGGGCGGAGAUCGUCAAGGAAGCGGGCCAAGCCACGGAACGGGACUGGCAGCAGUGGGUGGAGAAGUUCAACGUGCUGUUCGACACGCUGGAGCCGAUUUUCCCGGAUCUGUUCCCGCAGUCCAUCAACGCGGGGGAUGAUAUGUACGUGUGGCAGUUCUUGGCGGCGGUGGGGAUUGGCGCCAGCCCGGAGCAGCAGCAGCGAUUGGUCAUUUCGGUGAAGGACCGGGUUAUGGAGACGGUGACGUAUAGCAAGACGCUACCGGCCGACAUGGCCAGUCAGCGACUGGGCAAUGUCAACCUGUUCAUGCGGGCUAUUGGUCUUGAUGUCGAGCUCCUGGGAUAGGUUGACGGUGAUCCUAUACGACGGGAUGGUUGACGGGGUAUCCCAGUCCGUGGGGAAAUGUCCCGACGCUUGCCUUGGGGAUGCUGUCCCACCUGGGAUUGGCAGGUGUCUUCUACGGGACUUCCAGUAUUCGCAUAAAGUGAGCGAAUCGAGAGUCAAACUCGAAUCAGAUUAAAAAACGGGGGGAAUGAAGCAGACGAAAAAAAUAUGACCGUCCUUAUUUAACGGCGGUCCCUACGGAGGGCAGACCACAGGACAGACGACCACGCACCACAUCCUACAGCGCAGCUGAACCAACACAACAAGAAUCAUCUCCUGUUAUCACCUAUCUCACCAUUCUCCCAGCCUACGCAGUCGUCAAGACGACCCUCGUUCUCAUCACAUCAUCACAUCAUCCCCAUCAUUCAUAUUUUUCUUCGUGUUAAAGUUGUACAUUGUCCGCUUAGCUUAAUUGAUUGGAUGCGAUUUCUUAAAAAAA
Messenger RNA from Aspergillus campestris IBT 28561, 3037 nucleotides. RefSeq names its product deadenylation-dependent mRNA-decapping factor PAT1. Gene Ontology annotation, cellular component: P-body. The transcript is spliced from 3 exons. Gene Ontology annotation, biological process: P-body assembly; deadenylation-dependent decapping of nuclear-transcribed mRNA. NCBI's taxonomy places the organism in Eukaryota, Fungi, Ascomycota, Eurotiomycetes, Eurotiales, Aspergillaceae. Gene Ontology annotation, molecular function: RNA binding. The record is from RefSeq and is a predicted model, not a curated record. Bases 67 to 2559 code for a protein of 830 amino acids.